Messenger RNA from Astyanax mexicanus (Mexican tetra), 1956 nucleotides. It is a transcript of the gene sstr1a, whose product is annotated as somatostatin receptor 1a. Lineage: Eukaryota; Metazoa; Chordata; Actinopteri; Characiformes; Acestrorhamphidae. The transcript has a single exon. Gene Ontology annotation, biological process: neuropeptide signaling pathway; cellular response to estradiol stimulus. Gene Ontology annotation, molecular function: somatostatin receptor activity; neuropeptide binding. The record is from RefSeq and is a predicted model, not a curated record. The coding region runs from base 496 to 1599 and encodes 367 amino acids. Gene Ontology annotation, cellular component: neuron projection; membrane.
UCAGAAUCACAGGUGCUUGCUGUGGUCUGAGGAAUAACAGCACAACAGCAUAACAGCAUCACACAAGUGCAGGUUAGCAGUUUGUGAAAGCGUGAGGAGAAGGAGGAGGAGGAGAAGAAGGUGGGUGGUGCAGCUGUAGGUGAGGCAGCAGGUGAGGAGGCGCUUUAAUUGUGGUGAGUUGAAGUGAUAUAAAGAGAAGAAAGAAGAUAGAGAAGAGGAGAGGAAAGUUGUGUCACGGUGUGACGCGAGAAUCAGCGCUGAUUCUGGAGGGCGCUUCUGUCUUAAGUCUCGGAUCCACGUCACUUUGCGGCGUCUGACGUCGCGUCUCUAAAUUUAAAGCGAGGGGAUGUUUAGUGGAGUAGCUGUCCAUGGUGCUGAAGCGCUUCCCACGCUGCGGCGGAGCGAGCGGAGCGAGAGGGCAGGGGAGGAGGAGGAGGAUGCGCCUGGCGGAGUCCGGAGACGAGGUCACUUGUGCGCCGCUUGACCCGUGACAGCAUGCUGGCCAACGGCUCGUACCGGAGCCUGGAGGACGGCGCGUUCCUCAACGCGUCCGCCGGCAACGAAACGCAGACGCACGGCGAGUCUCACGGCAGCGCGAUCCUCAUCUCUUUCGUGUACUCGGUGGUGUGCCUGGUCGGGCUCUGCGGCAACUCCAUGGUGAUUUACGUGAUCUUCAGGUACGCCAAGAUGAAGACCGCCACCAACAUCUACAUCCUGAACUUGGCGAUCGCGGACGAGCUGCUGAUGCUCAGCGUGCCGUUCCUGGUCACCUCCUCGCUGCUGCACCACUGGCCGUUCGGCUCGUUCCUCUGCCGCCUGGUUUUGAGCGUCGAUGCCAUCAACAUGUUCACCAGCAUCUACUGCCUGACCGUGCUGAGCAUAGACCGCUACAUUGCGGUGGUGCACCCCAUCAAAGCGGCCCGCUACCGGAGACCCACCAUCGCCAAGAUGGUCAACUUCGCCGUGUGGAUGUUCUCCAUCCUGGUCAUCCUGCCCAUCAUCAUCUUCUCCACCUCCACCCCCAACUCGGACGGCUCGGUGGCGUGCAACAUGCAGAUGCCCGAGCCGCAGCGGCGUUGGAUGGCCGUGUUCGUGGUGUACGCGUUCCUCAUGGGCUUUCUGUUUCCGGUCAUCGCCAUCUGCAUGUGCUACAUCCUCAUCAUAGCCAAGCUGCGCGUGGUGGCGCUGAAAGCGGGCUGGCAGCAGCGUAAAAAGUCCGAGCGCAAGAUCACGCUCAUGGUCAUGAUGGUGGUGACCGUCUUCGUCAUCUGCUGGAUGCCUUUCCACAUCGUGCAGCUCGUCAACGUGUUCGUGGAGGAGCACAACGCCACGCUCAGCCAGCUGGCCGUGGUUCUGGGGUACGCCAACAGCUGCGCCAACCCCAUCCUGUACGGAUUCCUGUCCGACAACUUCAAGCGCUCCUUUCAGAGGAUCCUCUGCCUGCGCUGGAUGGACAACGCGGCCGAGGAGCCCAUCGACUAUUACGCGACCGCGCUUAAAAGCCGGGGAUACAGCGUGGACGAGUUUCAGCCGGACAAUCUGGAGUCGGACAGCGCGUACAGGAACGGGACCUGCACCUCCAGAACUACUACCCUGUAGCGCGCAGCACUGUGGAGCCCUGCUUCUUUUUUCAGACUGUGGACUUGAACAAAGGACGAUUUAUCGAAUUAUUGGCGUAUUUAAUUUAUUUUAGUAUUGGUGUACGAGUGUGUGUGUGUGUGCGUGUGUGUGUGUGUGUGCGUGUGUGUGUGUGUGUGCGUGUGUGUGUGUGUGUGUAUGUGUGUGUGUGUGUGUUCGACUUCUGCUGGCGUUGUUAAAAUAGGCAACUUGUCAUGACAGGACAUGAUGACAACAAUUAUGUGACAUUCUUCUUUGGAAAAACAGAAAAAACAGUAUAGCCCACUCUAGAUUUUCUAUUAAAAUGCUCAUGAAUAAACACCUUAUCCGAGAGCCACA